AUGGACAACCGGCCUGCCUCCGAGUACGCACAGUCAGACCAGACUUCGACUGCUGCCAGUGCUCACUACUCUCACAACCACACCCCGCAACCCGAGGCUCGUCCACCCCAGUACACGCCACAACCUGACGUGCGACCUCCCACUCUUCCAGCCGCGAACACCCCUCAGUCCGAUUACGGCUUGAAUCCCCCACCGACUCGUUCGCCCGCCUACCAGGAUUACCUCCCUCGUCCUCAGUCCUACACGCCUAAUACCCAACCCGGCGGUGUUCCCAGUAUGGCUCAAGCAUCAAAUCCUUCGCUACCGGCCAACAGCCCCACCUAUCCUCCUCCUUACUCCCCCUAUCAGCCCCAGGGACACGACAUGCAGUAUCAAAGCCACCCGCCGCCUCCACAUCAGAUGUACGCGCGCCCGGAAUGGCCCGGCUAUGGUGGGCAUUCACAUGGGUUACCGGGUCCUUAUAGUUCUCCUGCUACAACGGUCUACUCUUUUGUUCCUAUUCCUGGUGCUCAGCAACACAAGCGUCCUCGUCGCCGAUACGAGGAGAUUGAGCGCAUGUAUAAGUGUGGUUGGAAUGGGUGUGAGAAGGCCUAUGGUACUUUGAAUCACUUGAACGCACACGUGACGAUGCAAUCGCACGGCGCGAAACGUACGCCAGAAGAAUUCAAGGAAAUUCGCAAGGAAUGGAAGGCUCGCAAGAAGGAGGAAGAUACACAGCGCAAGGCUGCCGAGGAGCGUGAGCGUGCUGCCGCCCAGGCACAGGCCAGCCAUGUCGACGCCCCCGGUGGUCCUUCCGACCCUCAGGCUGCACAGCCCUCCGCCUACGGUGGUGGUGUCCGCCCUCAACUGCCUCCCAUCGGUUACCAACCUGCGGACAGCCAAGUCCCUGGUCAAUAUGGCGGCCCUGGUGGUGGCCUGGUCUACCAGAGCAACGGACAGAUGGGCUACCCUCCUAACUACCCACACUCUCCGUACCCCAACGGCCACGUCUACCAGUCACGUGAGUAA
Molecule: messenger RNA, 1008 nt
Organism: Penicillium pulvis
Lineage: Eukaryota; Fungi; Ascomycota; Eurotiomycetes; Eurotiales; Aspergillaceae
Product: putative C2H2 transcription factor (Con7)
Exons: 5
Coding region: 1-1008 (335 amino acids)
Biological process (GO): regulation of DNA-templated transcription
Source: RefSeq, a predicted model, not a curated record